AUGGAAGACCACGAUUGCUAUGGCCUUGGUGAGCCCAGGAUGCUCGAGAAAAUUGACGGACCCCUUGCAUGCAAUGUUGGUGAAUAUGUCAACUUGCCCCAGAUCGUGGUUGUUGGCGACCAGUCUUCAGGCAAGAGCAGUGUCCUUGAAGGUCUGAUCAAAAUGUUGCUCCCUCGCGGUAGUGGGCUCUGCACGAGAUUUGCCACUCAAAUUAUAUUUCGUCGGUCGCUCAAAACUGGAGUGGCGGUGUCCAUAAUCCCAGACCCAAGUGCUACAAGUGAACAUAGCGAGAAGGUCCGAGCUUGGACAAGACAAGUCGAGGUAUUGGAUUCGCGAUCGUUCCUGAACAUCAUGUCUGAGGUGCAUGAGGUUAUGGGACUUGCGUCUAAGAAAGAUCGACAUUUCAAUUCUGGCUCAAUCUUUUCGGCGGACAUCCUGCGCUUGGAAAUAUCCGGACCAGAAGAAGACCACCUCACAGUGAUUGACGUACCAGGAAUCUUCAAGAACACAUCUGACGGCUCAACCACGAAGGCGGAUAUGUCCUUGGUGGAAAAUAUGGUUCGCAAGUACAUGGAGAAUCCAAGGUCAGUUGUGCUGACAGUGAUCCCAUCCAACGUGGAUAUAGCCACGCAAGAGAUUCUGGAAAUUGCAGCAGAAUUCGAUCCAGAAGGAAGGAGAACAUUGGGUGUGCUGACCAAGCCUGAUUUGGUCGACCGCGGCACUGAACCAGCAGUGGUUGACCUCGUUGAGGGACGCGCCCAUGCUAUGCGACUAGGGUGGCAUCUAGUACGAAACCCUGGCCAAAACCAGCUUGCUAGUGAGAACAUCGACCGAGACGGCCUCGAGGCUGCGUUCUUCCGUGAUACGUCACCGUGGAAGAGCCUAGACAGGGAGAAGAUUGGUAUUGGUGCACUACGACGACGACUUCGCAAAGUGCUCUCUGACCUUGUGCGACACGAAUUCCCCCAUGUGCGGAGGGAGAUCACCCACCGGCUAGUCUCAACUCAAACUCGUUUGAAACAUCUGGGAAUGCAACGAGAAAGCACGGAGAGUCAGUCGAUGUAUCUGACGCAAAUCGCAGUGGACUUCCAGAGAUUAGUGUCUCUUUCGGUCGAAGCCAAAUAUGGAAAGGACGAAUUCUUCGAUGAUGACUAUACUCUUCAUCUGGCCACGAAAAUCAUGGCUCGUAACAUCAGCUACGCAAACAGUAUGAAGACGUUCGGUGAACAGUAUCCUUUCGUGAACGAAGCACAUGAAGACUCCGACACGGAUGAUACGGUUCCACCUGCUCUGGACUGGAGUCAGUCAGAGGCUAACAUUAACGAUGACAAAGAACGGACCAUUCGUGAAGAAAUUGAUGCUCCUGGCCUGGAGGACAUACUGCAACCUCCAGAGACGGUCCGCAUCUCUGCAGCGAGUUCCAUCGCAUCCUGGCUACGUGGUGUGUAUGAGUCCUCGAGAAGGUUCGAGCUGGGAACCUUUGACUCGUCUAUUCUGGCAACCACGAUGAAGGCACAAUCCAGCAAUUGGCCCUUGAUCACAUUGGGAUAUGUCAGCGACGUCAUCUCGAUGAUCCAUCACUUCAUCAUGGCCGGUCUAGACAAUGUCUGUCACGACAAGCACGUAAGAGACGAGUUGUCGUCCACCUUGAUGGAAGGACUGGCGUCCAGGUACAAGAAGGCCAUCAAAAAAGCUCAAUUUCUGCUCGCGGUCGAAAGAUCCGGAACCCCCAUAACUCUGAAUCACUAUUUCAAUGACAAUCUGGAGAAAUGUCGCUUGAAACGCAUUCGCACCAGCAUGGAGUCAAUCUCUUUUUCCGAUUCCAGCAAUGGACUCGUUGUUCGGGUGGAAGACAUGGUGCGCGCUCACCCGAUGAGCAACACGCAACACGUUGUCCAAGAGGUCCACGACAUUCUUUACUCGUACUACAAGGUGGCGUAUAAACGUAUGGUGGACAAUGUCUGUAUGCAAGCGAUAGAUCACCUGCUGGUCAAUGGUCGUCAAACGCCACUGAGUUUGUUCUCGCCCACUUUCGUCAGUGGCUUGACAGCAGAACAGCUCGAAGCUAUAGCUGGAGAAGACCGGAUGACCAAAAGGACUCGAAAACUGCUGGCCCAGGAAAUUCAGAACCUGACUGAUGCCAAAAAAAUCGUAACAUGA
Lithohypha guttulata is the source of this 2160-nucleotide messenger RNA. RefSeq lists its product as uncharacterized. The coding region runs from base 1 to 2160 and encodes 719 amino acids. The record is from RefSeq and is a predicted model, not a curated record. NCBI's taxonomy places the organism in Eukaryota, Fungi, Ascomycota, Eurotiomycetes, Chaetothyriales, Trichomeriaceae. The transcript is spliced from 3 exons. Gene Ontology annotation, molecular function: microtubule binding; GTPase activity; GTP binding. Gene Ontology annotation, cellular component: membrane; microtubule; cytoplasm.